GAAGUCUAUGCAAGUCCCUUCUUCGACUCAAAAAGCCGCCCGUUUGGAUUAGUCAUGCUCUGACCCUUCUCUCUGUCUCUCUCUAGCCCCAAUCUCGUCAUCUUCCAGACUCAUUCAAAUUUCUAUACGUCUUUAAAACGCUAAACAUCUUCACUUUGUCUUUGAAUUCUCCAAACUCCAAUACCCAACUCCUUCUUCUUCUCUUUUCCCUUCUGACAAAGGAAAUUUCUUUCUGGUUUUUGCUAUCAAUCUCGACCAUUUUCUCCGAUUACCAAACCCUAAGUUUAUUUUUUCCUCCAAAAUGGAUAAUUCGUCGGAUUCUAGCCCGAAAUUAGAAGACUCGCCGGCGCUUAAGCUUACCGGAAAGAUCAUAAUGAUUGUCAUGUUAGUCCUCUUUAUAUUGGUGGCCUUCGUCCUAUUUUUACACCUCUACACCAGAUGGUUCUGGUACCGCCGAGGCCAUGACGACACCACUCGGCGUCGUCGCCGCCGCUCCGACUUCGGCGCCGGCUAUGAAGAAACAACCCCCGCCACCAUCCUCCGCCGCGGUCUUGACCCGUCAGUCCUUAACUCCAUACCCGUAAUAGUUUUCCAUGCGGAAGAAUUCAAAGAAGGACUGGAAUGCUCUGUUUGUCUCUCUGAGAUCUCCCAUGGAGAAACAGCUCGAUUGCUUCCCAAGUGCAAUCAUGGGUUUCAUGUGGAUUGCAUCGACAUGUGGUUCCGAUCUCACUCCACUUGCCCAAUCUGUCGAAACCCUAUUUCGUCCUCAAACCCAACCAGUGAAGAACAUUCGCCGGAGACAACAGAGUCAUUUAGUUUUCCGACCAAUGUGUUGUAUUGGGGGAACGAGACUGAGGUUAGCACAAUGGAUUCGAAUUCGGAAGAAAAUAGUCAAGGACAUACUUGUUAUCAACCUCAAUGUUCUUCGUCGUCAUCAACAAGUGAUAAUAGAACAGAGGGAAUGUUGGCAAUAGAUAUACCAAGAGAAAUGGUUGAGGAAGAAGAAGUUAGGUCACCGGUGAUGACACGGUUGAGAAGGCUUUUGAGCAUGGAUAGAAGGAUGGUUGCUGGUAGUCCCAGUCAUUUGGAUGUUGAAGAACAAGCAAGCAGAGCCAAUAAGUAGAAUACUGUAUGUUUGUGUGUGUAUAAAGAUUGUGAAGUCUCAAUAUCUAUGUACAUUGGUUGAAGGAGACGAAAUCCAGUUGAAGAUGAUCAAUCUUGCUGGGGAAAACAAGCCUCCAAUUUAUCAAAUUCUGCAACUGUUUGAUACAAAUAGAUUGUAUGUACGUAUGUAAAAUUUAGUGCUCCAGUAGGAUUCUCCUUUGAGGAGAGAACCCAUUUUCUUC
Messenger RNA from Cornus florida, 1346 nucleotides. Its product is annotated as RING-H2 finger protein ATL3-like. NCBI's taxonomy places the organism in Eukaryota, Viridiplantae, Streptophyta, Magnoliopsida, Cornales, Cornaceae. The coding region runs from base 302 to 1123 and encodes 273 amino acids. The transcript has a single exon. The record is from RefSeq and is a predicted model, not a curated record.